This is a messenger RNA of Blepharisma stoltei, 345 nucleotides long. The record is from the annotation of a GenBank genome assembly. NCBI's taxonomy places the organism in Eukaryota, Ciliophora, Heterotrichea, Heterotrichida, Blepharismidae.
AUGGAAGAAGGACAAGCAAUCACCUCAGAUAAUAGCUUCUAUGAUAAGUGUAAGGCUUAUUUAAAUGCUUUGGAUCAAGAAAGCUAUAAUUAUUAUCAUUUAAAAGCAUCGAUUGAACGUUAUAUCAACGACAGAGUUGAUUUAAAGCCGUGCAUAUUAGGCGGUAUAUUUGUUAAUACUGUAGACAUCUAUGACACAUCUGAAGAAGAACUUAGUAAUGAUUUAAAAGCUAUUACUGCGGCUAUGUAUAUGAUUUUAAAAGAUAAAGAGAUAUAUUUAGGUAUUGAUGAUUUAAAGAAUACCAUCUAUACAUAUUUUAUGAUGGGAAAUCUAUGUCUUUGGUAG